AAGUGUGUGUGAUAUUUGAGUUGCAACUAAGAGCCCUGCAAUGAACUUUUUCCUCUGUUUUACAUCUUGUUUUUCAUUGAAUUGAAGAAAAACUUGUGAUUUUCAUCUGAUCCUGCCUUUGCUUCCUUGUAAAUUUAGUCAAAAACAGAAUUAGCUAUGGAAUUCUUAUCUAUUUUUGUGGAAAAACUCACUGAUUGCUUGAUCCAGCCAGUUGCGCGACAGAUUGGUUAUUUCUACUACUACAAGAGCAACAUGAGAUGUAUGGAUAAAGAAUGUGAGAAGCUGAAGAAUAUCAGAAUGACAGUGCAGCGAAAAGCAGAAGAUGCCAGGAGAAACUUACAAGACAUUUCACUUAAUGGCAAGGCUUGGUUAACUAGUGUUGAUACAACUACUGCAGAUGUGGAAGGUGUAAUGCUAGGUGUAGCUGAGGUUGAAAGGGGUUGCUUCUAUGGUGUGUGUCCGAAUUUGAAGUCACGUUACUUGAGCAGGAGAGCUAAGAAAAUUACACUGGAGUUGAUUGAACUUCAAAAUGAAAGCAACAAGCCUGAUGUUUUCUCAUUUGAUCAUCCAGUCGAAAGUGAACCUGAAGCUAUGUGUAGUAACAAUGUUGAGGAGUUUGAUUCCAGAAAAUUGAAGGAGGAUGAGGUCAUGGCAGCUUUGAGAGAUGAUGGGGUUACUAUGGUUGGGAUAUGUGGUAUGGGUGGAGUUGGUAAGACAACACUGACUGAGAAAAUCAGACAAAAGGCGAAAAAAGAAAGGUUGUUUAAAGAUGUUGUCAUGGUAAUUGUCAGUCAACAAAUAGACUUUAAAAGAAUUCAGAAUGAGAUUGCAGGAGGAGUCGGGCUGACAUUACAAGGGGAUGAUUUGUGGAGUCGUGGAGAUCUGCUGCGUACAAGGUUAAUGGAUCAGAACAGUCGCAUCCUUAUAAUCUUGGAUGAUGUUUGGAAGGCUCUUGAACUAGAAAAACUUGGAAUUCCUAGUGGUAGCAACCACAAACAUCGGUGCAAAGUGACAUUCACAACGCGUUUCCAACAUGUUUGUGAAGCGAUGGGAGCUCAGAAGAUCAUGGAAGUUGGAACUUUGUCUGAAGAGGAAGCAUGGAUCCUUUUCAGACAGAAAGUCGGUAAUUCAGUCGAUGAUCCUUCUCUGCUUGAUAUAGCAAAAGAUGUUGCCAAAGAAUGCAAGGGGCUGCCACUUGCAAUUAUUACAGUUGCAGGAGCACUAAAAAAGCAUAAAACCAAGCUUUCGUGGGACUGUGCCCUUGAAGAAUUACGCGGUGCAGAAACAAUAGAUAUCCCUGAAGUGCACACAGAGGUGUAUAAACCUCUGAGGCUAAGCUAUGAUUACUUGGGAAGUAAUGAAGCCAAGUGCCUCUUUUUGCUUUGUUCCUUGUUUGAGGAAGAUAGUAAUAUUUGUCCUGAAGAAUUACUUAGAUAUGGAAUGGGGCUUCGCAUCUUUCCGAGAAUCAAAAAUUUGGAACAUGCAAGAAAUAAGAUGUGUUAUCUGUUGGAAAUAUUGAAAGAUUGUUUCUUGUUAUACCAAGGUUCAGAAAAAAAUUAUGUCAAAAUGCAUGAUGUUGUCCGUGAUGUGGCUAUAUAUAUUGCGUCUGAGGGCAAGGAUAUAUUUAUGGUAAGCCAUGAUGUGAACUCAAAAGAGUUCCCAAGAAAAGACUCUUACGAGCAAUAUAGUCAUAUGUCAAUUGUUGCAAAUAAAUUUGAUGAGCUUCCUAGCCCAAUAUUUUGCCCAAAACUGAAGCUUCUAAUGUUGAAACUUUGUUUUGAAGAAGAUCCAAUCAAAUUACAGGAUGAUUUUUUUGAUGGAAUGAGUAAACUCAAUGUCUUAAGUUUUAGGACAGACGAUUAUCGUUACUCCAUUCUACCCUUUCCAGGAUCCAUUCAGAGGUUGUCAAAUCUGAGGACGUUGUGUCUGAGUAAUUUAAAGUUGGAUGACAUAUCCAUUAUUGGGGAACUUGUCACUUUAGAAAUUCUCAGCAUAAGAGAUUCUAAGUUAGGGGAGCUGCCCGUGGAGAUAGGAAAAUUGACCAAUCUAAUUAUGUUAGAGUUGCGGAAUGAGGAAAAAGCACUGGAAAUUAUUUCACCAGGGGUCUUAUCAAGAUUAGUUCAAUUGGAAGAACUACAUUUGGUGGGAGUAGAACAUUGUAGUUACUCCAACUUGAGGGAGCUGGAAUCGUUAUCGAGAUUGACUUCACUGACAUUAAGUGAAUGUUCCGGAGAUGUGAUAUACAGUAACUUGGGCCUUGCCUCCAAGUUGACACGGUACGCUCUUACAGUGGGUAGAGCUUACAAAGCGACUUCAAGCAUGGAUGAUUACGACAAGAAUAUUGCCUUAAAGGUCACUGAGACUGCCCCAUUGGGUGAUUGGAUCCGCCACAUGUUGAGGAAGAGCGAACAUGUACAUUCAACCGGAGAGGGCUCCAAGAACGUGUUGGCUGAGUUGCAGCUGGAUGAAUUUCAGAAUGUGAAAUAUCUCUGCCUGAAACACUUUGAUUCAUUAGUACAUAUCCACUGUCAGAAUAAUGUUUCAUUCCCCAAACUUGAAAGACUGGAGGUAAGAAAGUGUCGUUGUCUACAGUAUGUUUUUUGUGUGUCCUUGGCUGGAGGGAGUUUGACAGUAGCUUGCCCUGAUGAUGAUGAGGAGGAGAUCUCUCGGAGGAUACGUGAAGUAAUCAAGUUCCCCAAUUUAUAUGAUUUGAACCUUCGAUCUCUGGAAUGCCUCACUCACUUUUGCAAUGACACUGUUGAGGGCAUUGAGUUCCCUCGGUUACGGAAAAUGCACUUCAGUAGCUUACCUGAGUUCCAAAAUUUCUGGCAUACAGCCAACAACUCUAUCACUGACUCAAAUCCUCUUUUUGAUGAAAAGGUUUCUUGUCCCAACCUGGAAGAGCUAUAUAUCGAUAGGGCUGACAGCAUAACUGCUCUAUGCUCUCACCAACUUCCAACUGCCUACUUCAGCAAACUUGUAAAAUUCGGAGUAGAUGGUUGCGGAAAAUUGAGAAACUUGAUGUCUCCAUCAGUGGCCAGAGGUCUUCUGAAUCUCCGGAAACUAAAGAUAGAAAAUUGUGAGUCAAUGGAAGAAGUGAUCAGAGAAGAGGAACAACAAGGAGAAGAAAUCAUGACUAAUGAGCCUUUAUUCCCCCUGUUGGAACAGCUGAACCUUUACGAUCUGCCAAAGCUGGGGCAUUUCUUUCUAGCGAAGCAUGCUCUUGAAUUUCCAUUUCUCAGGGAAGUGUGCAUUCAUGACUGCCCUGAAAUGAAGACGUUUGUCCAACAGGGAAUAUAUGUGAGUACACCGAGUCUCGAAAGUGUGAACAAUGAUGAUGAGGUGAAAGUGGUUGAUCUCAAUAAAGCGAUGUUCAAUUCUAAGGUUUCUUGUCCCAGACUGGAAAAGCUACAACUCAUUUGUGCUCAUAGUAUAACUGCUCUAUGCUCUCACCAACUUCCAACUGGCUACUUCAGCAAACUUGAAGCAUUAUAUGUAUCGUUUUGUGGAAAUCUGAGAAACUUGAUGUCUCCAUCAGUGGCCAGAGGUGUUUUGAAUCUCCAAAUACUAGAUAUAGGAUAUUGCGAGUUGAUGGAAGAAGUGAUCACAAAAGAGGAACAAGGAGAAGAAAUUAUGACAAACGAGCCCUUAUUUCCCCUGUUGGAAGAGUUGAGGCUUCAAAGUCUGCCAAAGCUGGGGCAUUUCUUUCUCGCUAUGCGUGCUCUUGAAUUUCCAUUUCUCAGAGAAGUGUCGAUUCAUGAAUGCCCUGAUAUAAAGACGUUUGUCCAACAGGGAUCUGUGAGUACACCGAGUCUCGAAAGUUUGAACAAUGAUGAUGAGGUGAAAGUAGUUGAUCUCAAUAAAGUGAUGUUCAAUUUUAAGGUUACUUGUCCCAGCCUGGAAGAGCUACGUAUCUGGAUGGCUCACAACAUAACUGCUCUAUGCUCUCACCAACUUCCAACUGCCUACUUUAGCAAACUUGAAAGAUUGGACGUAUCGACUUGUGGAAAAUUGAGAAACUUGAUGUCUCCAUUACUGGCUAGAGGUGUUUUGAAUCUCCGAAUACUACAGAUAGCAGGCUGCCAAUCAAUGGAAGAAGUGAUCACAGAAGAGGAACAACAAGGAGAAGAAAUGACUAAUGGGCCCUUAUUUCCCCGGUUAGAACAGCUGGAUCUUUACGAUCUGCCAAAGCUGGGGCAUUUCUUUCAGACGAAGCAUGCUCUUGAAUUUCCAUUUCUCAGGAAAGUGUAUAUUUAUAGCUGCCCUUCAAUGAAGACAUUUGGCCUCGGUUCUGUGAGUACACCGAGUCUUGAAAGUGUGAACUAUGAUGAUGAGGUGAAAGUAGAUGAUCUGAAUAAAUGGAUACAACAGAUGUUCAAUUCUAAGGUUUAUGUAAGUGAUGGCUGUGAAUAUGAAGAAGAUGUAAGUGACGGUAGUGAAUCUGAAGAAGAUUUAAGUGAUGGCUGUAAAUCUGAACAAGAUGUAAGUGAUGGCAGUGAAUCUGAAUCUUCAGUCUUGUGGACAAGCAAAUUGAAACAGAGGGAGUAUUUGUCUCUUGCUAAAAGAGAAGGAAGAAAAUACAGGGAAAAACAGAAAUGGUGGUCCAUUGGGCCUAAGAGAAAGAGCCAUGUAAUUCUUAUCACUAAAAUCCCUGGAAAUAUUAACUCUUCCAUUUUUCCUUUGUUUUACAUCUUGUUUUUCAUUGAAUUGAAGCAAAACAGAAAAAAAAACUUUGGUUGUUUCUUUAUUACAGAAAUGGAAUUCUUAGCUAUUUUUGUCGAAAAACUCACUGAUUGCUUAAUCCAGCCAGUUGCGCGAGGGAUUGGAUAUUUCUAUUACUACAAGAGAAACAUCACAUCUCUGGAUGAAGAAUCUCAGAAGCUGGAGAAUCUCAGGAGUGGCGUGCAGGAAAGAGAAAAGGCUGCCAGGAGAAACUUACAAGUCAUUUCACAAACUGUUGAGGAUUGGUUAACUAGUGUUGAUACUACUACUGCAGAUGUGGAAGCUGUAACACGACGAGGUAGAAAUGAGGUUGAAAGUGGUUGCUUCUAUGGUUGCUGUCCAAACUUGAUGUCACGUUACUCGUUGAGCAGGAGAGCUAAGAAAAUUACACUGAAGAUAAUUGAACUUAGAAAAGAAGGCAACAAGUAUGAUGUUUUCAGCUAUCAUGUACCACCUGUUGAAGCUGAACCUAUUAGUAACAGGGGUGAGGAGUUUGCCUCCAGAAAAUUGAAAGAGGAUGAGGUCAUCGCAGCUUUGAGAGAUGACGGUGUCACUAUGAUUGGGAUAUGUGGUAUGGGUGGUGUUGGUAAGACAACGCUGGCUGAGAAAAUCAGACAAAGGGCAAAACUAGAAAAGUUGUUUGAUGAUGUUGUCAUGGUAACUGUCAGUCAGCAACCAGACUUUAAAAGAAUUCAGGGUGAGAUUGCAGAAGGAGUCGGGCUGACAUUAGAAGGGGAUAAUUUGUGGAGUCGUGGAGAUCGGCUGCGUUUAAGGUUAAAGGGACAGGACAGUAUCCUUAUAAACUUUGAUGAUGUUUGGGAGGCUCUUCAUGAUCUAGAGAAACUUGGAAUUCCUAGUGGUAGCAACCACAAACAUCGGUGCAAAGUGACAUUCACAACGCGUUUCCGACAUGUUUGUGAAGAAAUGGGAGCUCAGAAGAUCAUGGAAGUUGGAACCUUAUCUGAGGAGGAAGCAUGGAACCUUUUCAGCCAGAAAGUAGGUGACUCAGUCAACGAUCCUUCCCUACUUGACAUAGCAAAAGAUGUCGCAAAAGAGUGCAAGGGGUUGCCGCUUGCAAUUAUUACAGUUGCAGGAGCACUAAAGCUUAAAACUAAGCCUUCGUGGGAGGAUGGCCUCAAACAAUUAUGCAAUGCAGAAACAAGAAAUAUCCCUGGAGUUCACACAAAGGUGUAUAGACCUCUGAGGCUAAGCUAUGAUCACUUGGAAAGUGAUGAAGCCAGGUAUAUCUUUUUGCUUUGUUCUUUGUUCGAGGAAGAUAGUGAUAUUUCGACUGAAGAAUUACUUAGAUAUGGAAUGGGGCUUGGCAUCUUUUUGGAAAUUAAAAAUAUAGAAGGAGCAAGAAAUAGAGUAUGUCAUCUGUUAGAAACACUGAAAGAUCGUUUCUUGUUAUCCCAAGGUUCAAACAGAAAUUAUGUCAAAAUGCAUGAUGUGGUUCGUGACGUGGCUAUAUAUAUUGCAUCUGAGGGAAAGCAUAUAUUUAUGGUAAGUCAUGAUGUGAACUCAGAAGAGUUCCCAAGAAAAGACUCUUACGAGCAAUAUAGUCACAUGUCCAUUGUUGCAAAUAAAUUUGAUGAGCAUCCUAGUCCAAUAAUUUGCCCAAAUUUGAAGCUUCUAAUGUUGAGACUUUAUUGUAAAGAGCCAAUCAAAUUACAAGACAAUUUUUUUGAUGGGAUGAGUAAACUCAAUGUCUUAAGCCUGAGUGGAUAUGAGUACUCCAUUUGGCCUUUUCCAGCAUCCAUUCAGAGGUUGUCGAAUUUGAGGACGUUGUGUCUGAGUAAUUUAAGGUUGGAUGACAUAUCCAUUCUCGGUGAACUUGUCACUUUAGAAAUUCUCAGCAUAAGAGAUUCUCAGUUAGAGGAGCUGCCCGUGGAGAUAGGAAAAUUGAAGAAUCUAAUCAUGUUAGAGUUGCGGAAUGAGAAAAAACCACUGGAAAUGAUUUCACCAGGGGUCUUAUCAAGACUAGUUCGAUUGGAGGAACUACAUAUAAUGAAAGUAAGAAAUUGUAGUUACUCCACCUUGAGGGAACUAGAAUCCUUAUCGAGAUUGACUGCACUGACAUUAAGUGAAUGUUCUGGAGAUGUGAUCUACAGUAACUUGGGCCUUACCUCCAAGUUGAUGCGGUAUGCUCUUACAGUGGGUAAAGCUUACAGAGCGACUUCAAGCAUGGAUGAUUACGACAAGAAUAUUGCUUUAGAGGUCACCGAGACUGCCCCAUUAGGUGAUUGGAUCCGCCACCUGUUGAGCAAGAGCGAACUUGUACAUUCAACCGGAGAGGGAACCAAGAACGUGUUGGCCGAGUUGCAGCUGGAUGAAUUUCAGAAUGUGAAAUAUCUCUGCCUGAAAUGUUUUGAUUCAUUGGCACAUAUCCAAUGUCAGAAUAAUGUUUCAUUUCCCAAACUAAGACUGGAGGUAAGAAAGUGUCAUCGUCUAAAGUAUGUUUUUUUUGUGUCCUUGGAUGGAGGAAGUUCAACAGUAGAUUGCCUUGAUGAUGAGGAAGCCGAGAUCUCUCGGAGAACACAUGAAGUAAUCAAGUUCCCCAAUUUAUAUGAUUUGAACCUUCUAUCUCUCGAAUGCCUCACUCACUUUUGCAAUGACACUAUUGAUGGCAUUGAGUUCCCUCGGUUACGGAAAAUGAACUUCAUGAACUUACCUGAGUUCAAAAAUUUCUGGCCUACAACCAACAACUUCAUCACUGGCUCAAAUCCUCUUUUUGAUGAAAAGGUUUCUUGUCCCAACCUGGAAAAGCUUCAACUCAUUAGAGCUAACAACAUAAGUGCUCUAUGCUCUCACCAACUCCCAAUUGCCUACUUCAGCAAACUUGUAAAACUGAAAGUAGAUAGUUGCAGAAAAUUGAGAAACUUGAUGUCUCCAUCAGUGGCCAGAGGUCUUCUGAAGCUCCGGAAACUAAAGAUAGAAAAUUGUGAGUCGGUAAAAGAAGUGAUCACAGAAGAGGAACAACAAGGAGAAGAAAUCAUGACUAAUGCGCCCUUAUUCCCUCUGUUGGAACUUCUGAACCUUGACAAUCUGCCAAAGCUAGAGCAUUUCUUUCGGACGAAGCAUGCUCUUGAAUUUCCAUUUCUCAGGGAUGUGUGCAUUCAUGACUGCCCUAAAAUAAAGACAUUUGUCCAACAGGGAUCUGUGAGUACACCGAGUCUCGAAAGUGUGACCAAUGAUGGUGAGGUGAAAGUAGAUGAUAUCAAUAAAGUGAUGUUCAAUUCUAAGGUUUCUUGUCCCAGCCUGGUGAAGCUAGUAGUUGUUGGGGUUAACAACAUAACUGCCCUAUGCUCUCACCAACUUCCAACUGCCUACUUUAGCAAACUUGAAACGGUGUACAUAUCGAAUUGUGGAAAAUUGAGAAACUUGACAUCUCCAUCAGUAGCCAGAAGUCUUCUGAAUCUCCAAGUAUUAAUGAUAGAAGCCUGCCAAUCAAUAGAAGAAGUUAUCACAGAAGAGGAACAACAUCAAGGCAAAGAAAUCAUGACUAAUGAGCCUUUAUUUCCCCAGUUGGAAGAGCUGGUGCUUUGCAAGCUGCCUAAGCUGAGACAUUUCUUUCUCGCGAAGCAUGCUCUUGAAUUUCCUUUUCUCAGAGUAGUGUGGAUUAAUAGUUGUCCUGAAAUGGAGACGUUUGUCCGACAGGGAAUAUCUGUUAGUACACCCCAACUCAAAUGGAUGAACAAUGAUGUUGAGGUGAAAGUAGAUGAUCUGAAUAAAUGGACACAACAGAUGUUCAAUUCUAAGGAACAAAAUGCUAGUCAAGGCACUACCGAUGGCUACCAAUCUGAAGCUAGAGAUGGCGACAAAUCUGAAGCUACUGAUGGCGAUGAAUCUGAAGCUACCGAGUCUCAAAAGGGUGAACAAUGACUUGGGGUGAUGGCAAUGAAGCUGAACCUAGUCAUGGCAGAAGCUAGGAAGGUAAUAAGUAUUCGAUGAAAUAGUUCAAGUUAGCUCGAACAUCACAUGAUAUAACCUAUAGGGUUGUUAGUUGAUUUUUGAAAGAAAGGGUGGAUCUUGAAGAAGCGAAAUGAGCUUAGAGUAUCAACUUAUUACGUUUUGUCAGGCCCCUUUGAUAUCUUAUUAGUCAAGCGUUAGCGCCCCUUUAGUCUGAUCUACAUUGGAACAAAUGAGUCUACGUGACCAUGUAUUUGUAUUAGCCAUAUCUAUAAAUGAGUUGACUUUGAACACGAAUAUUAUUGCA
Molecule: messenger RNA, 8938 nt
Organism: Solanum stenotomum
Lineage: Eukaryota; Viridiplantae; Streptophyta; Magnoliopsida; Solanales; Solanaceae
Exons: 11
Coding region: 157-8604 (2815 amino acids)
Molecular function (GO): ADP binding; ATP hydrolysis activity; protein binding
Source: RefSeq, a predicted model, not a curated record